AUGUCCAGUCACACUUUUAUAGAACCUACAGAGAGGGGGUGGGGAAAGAAGUUGUCUGAUGGAACCUGGAAUGGAAUGAUUGGAAUGUUGCACAGAAACGAAGUAGAUCUUGCUAUUGGUCCUUUCGUUGUCACCGAAGAAAGAGCACAAGUAAUCGAAUACACGAAACAGUUAACAGACAACUAUCUUGGAAUUAUUGGUGGACGACAGCGACAAACACAGUUUAACAUGUUUUCUUUUAUUCUUGCUUUUAACUGGCAGGUUUGGUGUGGAAUGAUUUCGUCGUUUCUACUUUUCACGUUCACCUUAUCAUUGGUUCAGAGCGUUAUCAGUCGACCAGAAAACACGGCUUAUUUCAGACUUGGACGUUUCAUGAAAAUUUGGAGGAAGCUGCUGCUGGACGUCUUCUUCAAUUCACCAGGUUUUAUAGGCACCUAUUUAUCAUGGCGCCUCGUGAUGGGCAUCUGGUGGCUGGCAGUGCUAGUCCUUAUACAUGCUUUCGGCGGUCAACUUAAGGCAGCAAUGGCAGUUCAUAAAGAGCCACCAAGGAUCAACACGUUGUAUGAUCUUUCUAAUAAGCCACACAUUCGCCCUGUUCUGAGGUCUGGAGGUGCAUACUCUAAUUAUUUUCAGAUGUCUCUUGUGGGUCAUCAGAAGAAGGUCUGGUCUCAGUUAAAAAAUCACUUUGGACUUGUAGACCCCAGCGAAGUAUAUACUUUGGCAAAUUUUCAAAGCACAGUCCGGCAGUCUUCGGUUAUUCUCGGAGACUUGGUGUCUUCUACUUACGCUAUUUCCCAGAUUUGUUACCUGAUACCUGGUGGGAAGUUCUAUCUUGGUCGUGAACGUUUCUACAGACAUCCUUUAGCGAUGGCCGUUCAGAAGAAUUCUCAUCGUCAACUUUUAAAAAGAAUUAACACUGUAUUAACUCGACUUACAGAAGGAGGAUUUAUCGAACAUUGGAUUUGGAAAGUGAAGGCCGAUUGGAUGAAAUGUGAAGAUCGUUACAGUGACACUGAAGGAAAAACCCUCAGCUUUACCGAAUUACGCGCUACUUUUGCGAUUUGGCUGAUAGGAGUUACCAUAGCAACGGUCGUUCUCGUUCUCGAAUAUGUGUCGAAGUUAGAUUUCUCUAGACGUUUUAAAAUGCGUUAG
This is a messenger RNA of Limulus polyphemus (Atlantic horseshoe crab), 1152 nucleotides long. RefSeq names its product glutamate receptor 2-like. Gene Ontology annotation, cellular component: membrane. NCBI's taxonomy places the organism in Eukaryota, Metazoa, Arthropoda, Merostomata, Xiphosura, Limulidae. The transcript has 6 exons. Gene Ontology annotation, molecular function: glutamate-gated receptor activity. The record is from RefSeq and is a predicted model, not a curated record. The coding region runs from base 1 to 1152 and encodes 383 amino acids.